GUCUAGCGACACAGUGUACGCUUAGGAGAAAUGUCAGUUCUCCAAUCAACACUCGGCAACCUUACGGUAAUGCUCGAAUAGACGUACACAAUGGACCUACAACCUUAAAUGACAUUUUGAGGAAGUAAAAUCUCCGGCAUUGAGGAACACGAUUAUGCCAUAGUGCCAGUUGUUGUCAUUUCGUUCAUGAGCGCUGAGACACAGAUCCAACACUUGGCAAAUAUGUCAACGUUCGGUCAUACUCAUUUCUGCUACUCGGGUAGAACAAGUAUGGAUACACACAAUAUUGCUGGAAACUGUCCCUGCCCGCCACCUUACAAGUCAUUGCUUUCACCGCCACCGCUUUUCAACUGUCGCAACACGGAACUCCCUACACCAACAGAGCCAACAGACGUUUUUCCACCAGAAUUCCCUAUCCCUACACCAACAGAGCCAACAGACGAGUGCGUGCUCAUAAUAGUUAUCAUUAUCGCCAUCGUUGUCGUUGCACUGGUGGUGACCGGAGUCCUGUUAUACAGGAGAUACAUUCGAAGAAGAUCAAAGAAAGAAACUGAGAAACAAGUCAGUGACGACAUCAAAUCUUCUCAGUGCCAUGAUGUUCAAGAUGAAGGCUUCAUUCAAUUGGAAAUCCAAGAUAAUGAUGUAAAGCACGCCAUCAUAAAUACAGAUACACCAAAUAAAAAUGAUAUAAAAUUUGGCAUCAUAAAUAAUGAAACGUCAAAUGGAAACUGUGUGAAGUAUACGGUCGCAGACGGAAACAUACCCAAUGAAUAUGUAAAUGUCGAACCCCUGAAAGAACAAACCAAAUGAAACGACACAUAUACUAAUAUAUUAUAAUACUCUUAUUCCUUCCCCUGCUAAUGUUUUAAAGUUGCACUGCGAGUGAUAUUUGUAUGUAUUGAAAAGCGACACAUGUGUUGGUAUCAACUUGAAUACUCGCGAAGUGCGAGAAUUGAUCAUCGGCAUGGAUUGACACAAUAACUUCAUGUCACGUA
Molecule: messenger RNA, 995 nt
Organism: Saccoglossus kowalevskii
Lineage: Eukaryota; Metazoa; Hemichordata; Enteropneusta; Harrimaniidae
Source: RefSeq, a predicted model, not a curated record